AUGUCAGAUCAAAACGUUCAUAAUAUCGUCAAUGGAAUUCGAUUCAUUGGUGAAGACGAUCAUGAGGAAUUGGAUAUCGAAAGAAUAAAAUUCAUUAUGAAGCAUACACCAACACCACCAAUCUCUGAAUAUCAAUUCCAAGAACUUACUGAAGAAGUUAUCAUUACUAAAAGAAAUAAAGAGAGAAUAGGUGAUUGUACUAUCUGUGUUAAUGAAUUCCCACUUGAUACAGAAGCAAUCAAACUUCCAUGUAAACAUUACUAUCACUUUGAUUGUAUAACACAAUGGUUAAAGAUGCAUUCAAACUGUCCAAACUGUAGAACCCAACUACCAACAAACAACAGUGAAUACGAUGCAUACUCAAGAAUACUAGCAGAGCACGAAAAGAAAGAGAGGGAAGGCAUCAACGAAGAUGAAGAUAGAUCAAUGAGAAGACAAACUAAAAACAGUGGAAUGUUCUCAUGA
Messenger RNA from Heterostelium album PN500, 465 nucleotides. RefSeq lists its product as uncharacterized. The coding region runs from base 1 to 465 and encodes 154 amino acids. The transcript has 4 exons. NCBI's taxonomy places the organism in Eukaryota, Evosea, Eumycetozoa, Acytosteliales, Acytosteliaceae. The record is from RefSeq and is a predicted model, not a curated record.